Messenger RNA from Alosa sapidissima (American shad), 3183 nucleotides. Its product is annotated as RING finger protein 10-like. The transcript has 17 exons. Gene Ontology annotation, molecular function: transcription cis-regulatory region binding; metal ion binding. The record is from RefSeq and is a predicted model, not a curated record. Lineage: Eukaryota; Metazoa; Chordata; Actinopteri; Clupeiformes; Clupeidae. Bases 378 to 2750 code for a protein of 790 amino acids. Gene Ontology annotation, biological process: positive regulation of transcription by RNA polymerase II; positive regulation of myelination.
AUUCCUGUUCCUGUUUGGCGACCCGUCGCCAUAAGUCUGAGUUCGUUCUUGUGCGCAGAAUUUGGGGAGAAACCCACAUAUUUGCCCGUUUUCCACGCUUGGGAAGCGGCUAUCGCCUUUAAGAGGCUCAGCUUUUCCCACAUCAAGGAAAAAGCUGCAAUUCCCGGGGUCCGGGCCCCACUUUUUUGAGCACUCGUUCUCUUACUGAAUAAGCUUUCUUUACUGAGACGCCUGAACUGUGUCUCUUUUUUCUCUGUUGUUUUGCUGUCAAGAUGUCGCCGUAAUGGAGUCUCCGUGUCUGACAGAAAUGAUCCAGGGCCUUCGUCGCCUGACCCGCACUUGUAAUAACCCGCUCACCUCUCCUUUUGUCCCAUUUAAUGCUAGAGAGCUCGGACGCUCUCUCCCCGGAGCUCGGCCUCAAAUCCUCUCUGAAGAACACCAUGGAGAAAAAUCCGAACUGCAACGGCAACAACAAGGUCCCGCCCCGCUCGAGUUCUACAGGCCCAGCUCCUGGAGAUUCUAAACCUAAAACAGAUGGCAAGAAUAAUGGAGGCUCCAAGCGCUACAACCGUAAGCGAGAGCCUGCUUUCCCCAAGGCAGAGGGCUGCCCAGGCCCCCGUCGCACCAAUCCACAGAAAAGCAAGAAUUUCGACAAGAGACCCCCCCAAAGGGGAGGGGGUGGCCGACAGUAUGGGCUCAUGGGUGGUGGGAGAAGAGAAGAGGUAGCAGAAAGCCGCCGGGCGGAGUUCAGCCCGGCUCAAUUCACUGGACCCAAGAAGAUAAGCCUGAACCACCUGCUCAACUUCACGUUUGAGCCGCGAGGUGGCCACGGCAACGGCAGCGGUGACGGCCACACCUGCUGGGGACGCCGCAACAAGUGGGGCCACAAGCACAAGCCCUUCAACAAGGAGCUCUUCCUGCAGGCCAAUUGCCAGUUUGUGGUGAUUGAUGACCAGGACUACAAGGCCCACUUCACUGACCCAGACUCUCUGGUCAACUGGGACUGUGUGCAGCAAGUGAGGAUCUACAGCCACGAGGUGCCCUCCUGCCCCAUCUGCCUGUACCCUCCGGUGGCGGCGCAGAUCACGCGCUGUGGCCACAUCUUCUGCUGGCCGUGCAUGCUGCACUACCUCUCCCUCAGCGACAAGGACUGGUCCAAGUGCCCCAUCUGCUACGAGGCCGUGAACGGACCCGAUCUCAAGAGUGUGGUUGCCAUGGAGACCCGUCAGUACGUGGUGGGCGACCAGAUCACCAUGCGGCUGAUGAGGAGGGAGAAGGGCUCGCUGAUCGCACUGCCCAGCUCUCAGUGGGUUAAGGUGGAGGAGCCCAUCCGCUUUGGAGAUGGGCAUCUGGGGGCGUACUCGAAGCUGCUGCUGGCCUCUGAGGAGCAGGUGCUGGGGCUGCUGCAGGAAGAGAAGGAGGCGCUGAGGACCCAGCUGUGCCUGGAGGAGAACGACCCACAGGACUGCUUCAUCCAGAGCGCCCUGCACCAGCUGCAGGAGCGUGAGGAGUCUCUGCUGAAGCGGACCUCCCAGGAUGGGGCUGGUGCAGAAGGACUGGACCUGCGGAAGCUGUCCCUGUCCGACCCCCCCUCUCCUGAGGUCACUGUGGUAGUUUCCAACCCCAGCUCCAAGCCUGUACUGCAGUACUCCUCAGCAUUCGACGAUGAGGUGCAGGAGAUGCCAGACGUGGACCCUGUAGAGAUGGCUGAUGAGGUGCCAGAAGGACCCGCUGAGGCCCCCCUGAAGCAGGAGGCUGACUCCGAGGCCCCACAGGCAGUGGAGGGGGCACCUGCUGGUUCCCAGACUGAGAUGGGCAGACCUCAGACCUCAGAGCCUGGACCCUACUACUACUUCUACCAGGCGGACGAUGGUCAGCAGAUGUUCCUGCACCCGGUGAACGUGCGCUGCCUGCUGAGGGAGUACGGCAGUCUGGAGGCCAGCCCCCCGGCCAUCACCGCCACCGUGGUGGAGGUGGAGGGACAAGCCGUCACCGAGGAAGUGCGCCGCCGGCAUCGGUACCUGGCCCACCUGCCCCUGACGUGCGAGUUCAGCAUCUGUGAGUUGGCAUUGCAGCCCCCGGUCCUCUCCAAAGAGACCCUGGACAGCUUUGCAGAUGACCUGGAGAAGAGGAAGCGUCUGCGGCAGAAGAAAGCGAGGGAUGAGAAGCGAAGAGAGAGGCGCAUCGAGAUGGAGGAGAACAGGAAGCAGGGCAAAUAUCCGGAGGUGCACAUUGGCUUGGAGAACCUGCAGCAGUUCCCUGCGUUUGGUUCUCCCCCCUAUAACGGCGGCAGCCCUCCUGCCCACCCAGAGUUCCUGCUGGCUCCCCCCUCACCUCUCAGCAGCAGCCCUGCCUCAGAUGGACUGAUGUUCCCCAGUCUGGGUGGACACAGUCCUGUGCUGAGCGUGGGAAGUAUGGAGGAUGACUCCCACUGCAUGUCCUUCGCCCAGAUGCUCCGAGAUGGCAAAGCCAGGGGUGAUGUUGGGCCUAAGAUCACCCCAAAGAAAGUGGACAUGCUGCUGGCCCCCCCGGUGGCAGACAGUGAUGGGGAGAGUGACGGCUCAGACCGGGUUCCUGUGCCCAGCUUCCAGAACUCCUUCAGCCAGGCCUUUGAGAAGGCGCUGAUGCAGCUGGACAAUGGGCCCCCGGCCACCCCACAGCCUGCUCCCAUACCAGAAGAGAAAGGGGGCAAGAAGAAAAAGAAGAAGCAGAAGCUUCUGUUCAGCACCUCUAUGGUUCACACCAAGUAGAAGAGGACUCGCAAACACACACACACACACACCUCUCACACUCCCUCUGCUCAUGGCUUGUGUUUCCCUCACCCAGCUGUGUAUCUCGCUUGCCUCUCGACAGCAUCUCCUUUUUAUUCUCUGCUUUCUCAAUAAGCAUUGGUUCUCAUUACAGCUGCUUAUGUUAAGAGUAACCUGCAGCUGCAAACCCCUGUGAAAUUGCAGUGCCCUUCUGCAGUGCCCUAACUUGGCCAUGCCCAUGUACAGUCCCCCAUACCGUUCAGAUGUUUUAAAAUAAACCUGAAACGAUUGUUGAAAACAAAAACUGAGGUUCAAAGAGAAGAUAUUAAAUUGCAGAUUGACAAUUGUUAACUCGCACCAGCCCAAUGUCAAGAGUCGCAGAUUGUUUUUUUUGUUUUUUUGAGGAGUAGCUUGCACUAUAGGGAACUUUAAA